UAGUGUCAGAAGCUGAUCCCUACCCAGCACACAAAGUUUAGUGCUUGCUCUGUUGCCUAGCAACCCACGUGUGACUGUAAAGCUGAAGAGUUCUGAGGCAGCAGAGUGGAGGUGAGUGAGUGAAACUGAAAAUGUGUGUGUACACAGCUGUAGAAGAAGUUAUUGGGUGGAGGUGAGCCGCACUUUGAAUCAUGAAAAAUGAGCAGAAGUAUGGAGGACUCUCCACGCGUUGACGUCUGUAGGCUGUGAAAUGUACUGGUGAGAGGCUUCGAGCUGAACGGCCAGUUCACAGGAGCUGGAGCUGUUGACGGUGCGUUUCCAGAACCGAAGACUCAUCGCCCAGUUAACGUCAAGUCGAAAUACCCAAAAUAUGUAACAUGGCCAAGGGGAAGGGAGCCAAAGGGACAAAGCUGACCCUGAAGAUUGCCAAAAAGGCGAUAAGGAUGGCCCCGGAUGGACGGCGCAGACUCACCCUUAGCAACAUGGGGAUAACCAUCUUCCCGAAGUGUCUCCUAAAACUGAAGAACGUGGACGAGUUGGACCUCAGUCGCAACCUGAUACAGAAACUCCCAGAUAACAUUGGGAGCUUCUCUUCAUUGAGAGGAUUGGAUCUGCACAGCAAUAAACUGGAGUCUGUGCCCGAGUCCAUCGGCAACCUGGUGGGACUGACCCACCUCAACCUUUCAAACAACCGCCUGAUCUCUGCGGGAUUACCGUCCACGUUAGGUUCUCUCACCAGCCUGAAGAGUCUCAAUCUGGGAAUGAACCAGCUAGACAACCUUCCUCCCACUAUGAAGGCCCUAGAUAGUCUUCAGGAGCUGGGUCUGUUUGACAACCUCUUUAUCAGUCUACCAGAGUUUUUGAAAGUGCUAAGCAACCUCACAAAGUUGAACAUGAAACACAAUCCUCUAUCCCAUGUUCAGGUGGAUGGUGAGAGGAUGGAGAACAAAAACUCUGAGGCAGAGGAAGAUAUGUAUCUGGUCCAUGAGAGCAGCCUGUGUAGGACAUGCCUCAAGAGAUGCCAAGAGCAUAGGGAUGGGGUUGCGGGAGGAAGAGGAGGAGGAGGAGGGGACGUGUUAGAGGAGAUGAGGAUUUAUCGCGGACUGAUGGUACCAAACUCCGUGGCAGCAGUCAAUCAGGACGUGUGGAGAACGAGAAAGGUGGAAUGUGAGCCGAUCAGAUGAGCAAACAGCGUAACAGCCCAUAGCACGACUGGAAUGCAGCUCUAAAAGCUAGCAUUUGCAUCGUAUACCUACCCGUAACCAAUGUUAUAUGUAUACACAGUUAUAAUUGAUGAAAUAAAACGAGUGACUGCAUUAAAGUGAAAUGAGUCUGUUGGAUGAUU
This is a messenger RNA of Pungitius pungitius (ninespine stickleback), 1345 nucleotides long. It is a transcript of the gene lrrc18a, whose product is annotated as leucine rich repeat containing 18a. The transcript has 3 exons. The record is from RefSeq and is a predicted model, not a curated record. Lineage: Eukaryota; Metazoa; Chordata; Actinopteri; Perciformes; Gasterosteidae. The coding region runs from base 378 to 1184 and encodes 268 amino acids. Gene Ontology annotation, molecular function: protein binding.